Molecule: messenger RNA, 1097 nt
Organism: Onthophagus taurus
Lineage: Eukaryota; Metazoa; Arthropoda; Insecta; Coleoptera; Scarabaeidae
Gene: U2af38
Product: U2 small nuclear riboprotein auxiliary factor 38
Biological process (GO): mRNA splicing, via spliceosome
Cellular component (GO): U2AF complex
Molecular function (GO): metal ion binding; RNA binding
Source: RefSeq, a predicted model, not a curated record
AAACUGUCAAUCCACGCCAUUACAUUUUUGUCGGUGUUUAUUUAUAACUUUCUUAACUAAUUUUUCCUGUAAUUAGACGAUGGCUGAGUAUUUAGCUUCAAUUUUUGGUACCGAAAAAGACAAGGUAAAUUGCUCCUUUUACUUUAAGAUCGGCGCUUGUCGACACGGCGAUCGAUGCUCUCGAAUUCAUAACAAACCAACCUUCUCUCAAACAUGUUUAUUGCAAAAUUUAUAUGUAAACCCACAAAAUUCAGCAAAAUCUGCUGACGGAAGCCAUUUGGUUGCUAAUGUUUCUGAUGAAGAAAUGCAGGAACAUUACGAUAAUUUCUUUGAAGAUGUUUUUGUGGAAUGUGAAGAUAAAUAUGGGGAGAUUGAAGAGAUGAAUGUUUGCGAUAAUUUAGGGGACCAUUUAGUCGGAAAUGUUUACAUCAAAUUUCGGCGAGAAGAAGAUGCAGAAAGAGCUGUAAGCGAUUUAAACAAUCGUUGGUUUGGUGGUCGUCCUGUUUAUGCCGAAUUAAGUCCUGUGACUGAUUUUAGAGAAGCUUGUUGUCGCCAAUAUGAAAUGGGAGAGUGUACAAGAUCGGGUUUUUGUAAUUUUAUGCAUUUAAAGCCAAUAUCAAGGGAAUUAAGGCGUUAUUUGUACUCACGGAGGAAGGCGAGCAGAAGGAGAUCACGAUCUAGGUCUCCAAGAAGGAGAUCACGUUCGCGGGAGCGACGUUCCAGGUCACCAAGACAUCGUUCAGGACGGAGUGGAAGAUACUAAGUUAAAACAUUUUUGUUCUCUAAUUUUUAUUUUAGUGUUUCUUGUCCAAGUAUAAAACAAUUAGGUUAAAAAACAUUUAAACAUACCACAUAUUUUGUAAUUAUGAUGAUAAAAUUAAUAUUUUUUUUUUAAUGUGUUUGUAUUUUCUAUAUAAGCUGAUUUACUAUAGAUUUCAUGAUAGGUAUUUCUUAAAGGAACUUGUAGUUUGAGCACAAUGUGCCAAAAAAGUACCUAUUUUUAAAUAAAUUUUUGUUUGUUAAUGAUUCCAUUUAAUUUUGCUUCAUCAUUAUUGUGUGUAUAAAAAUUUGCAAAUAAAACCGUUGCAUUAAUCUUU